This is a messenger RNA of Dreissena polymorpha, 2965 nucleotides long. RefSeq lists its product as uncharacterized. NCBI's taxonomy places the organism in Eukaryota, Metazoa, Mollusca, Bivalvia, Myida, Dreissenidae. Bases 119 to 2965 code for a protein of 948 amino acids. The record is from RefSeq and is a predicted model, not a curated record. The transcript is spliced from 20 exons.
GUCACGUGACUAGCAACCUUAAAUCGUUUACAAAUGGCGGAAGAACUGCACAUUAUUUGACAUCGCGUUUGUUUACAUUUUAUGUACUUUAAUUUGGCACUUGAAAAAGACGCAAAACAUGGACCGAGGACGCAAUUUGGAGGCAUUGGCAGAGGAGAAUGAUGAGGAAGAAAUGGAAGAACACAAGAAAGAUAGUGACUCAGACUCGAGCACAUCUGACGAUGAUGAUGCCCCAGAUGAGGGUACCAAGCGUGGAGAGCCCAACAAGUUUGACAUCCUGUGUGACGGGGUGAAGAAUGCAAUGGCUCUUGUUCACACUGCAUUAGAAGAGCUAUUGGAGAUGAAGGAUGAAAUGUUGAAACAUAAACUACCACCCAGUCUGUUGAUCAAAUUGGCAACAAAUACAGGAAAAGUCUUUAGAAGUAUAAGUGAUCUGAACAUGCCGGUCAACGAACUCGUGCGUCUUGUCGGUGUCUACUCAACACCCUGGGAGGAGAAAAGCGCGGCCCUGAAGAAACUACACGAAGAUUACGAGGUCAAGCAGAGGCAGCUCCACAUCGCCAUUAAACGACUCCAACUUGUGGACGCUCAUUCAAAGCGUAUUGCACGUGAGAAAAGAAUCAUGAAUUGGGAGAAACUAUUUGCCAAGGUCAUGAGCAACAAAGGUCAUGGGCGCAGAUGGAAGUUCCUCAUUGAAACUAUCAAACAGAAAGCAAAACUUGGACUGGAACAUGUACAGGAGUUCACUCGUCAGCUGGAUGAGUCUGAUGAGGAGGAGGAAGAGGAGGAGGAUGACAUGCCCACCCUGCAGCUAAAACAUGGUGGCGAGUCUCCAUCAUCCACAAGUGACAAAGUGUCUGAGGGUGAUACAGAGGCUGAGGAUGAGGAAGUAGCUGGUGAGGGUGAGGUUGCUGACCAAGGGGAGGUCAAGGGGGAGGUGCCAAGUAUAAAAAUAGAACAGGCUGAGGAGGACGGGUCAGAUGAUGAUGAUGAGGAGGAGGAGGAUGUUGAGGAAGCACAGGAGGAAACAAUAUCAGCAGAGACAUCAAAGAGAGUCCGGUUUGCCGAGGCCCAGAGAUUGCCUCCCUUGAAAGUGGAGACAAAGGAUGUGGAAGUGUGGACCCAGGAGCCUGAAUACGAGCACUACAUGUGCGUUCGUAUGUACGCACCCGUUGGAAUGAAGCAGAUGGACCUUAAGUGUUCAGUUGCCUUUGGGAAACAUUUCUACAAGUCAAAGAGAUUGGAUGAGAACACGGGUACACCUCUGCCAGCCAACACACCAACAAGUCAGAUCAAGAAAAAUCGUUAUGAGGAAGCAAUGUUCAGCAUACCUCAAGAAACACUGCCUGGGAUUUGGCAGGGCAAGAAACCUGUGGGGCAAGAGCUUCCCAAAAACUGUCAAAUCACGGUCCACAGUGGUCCCACAGACAGCAUUGCUGCUAUGGCAACCAUAGACAUGGCUGACCUGAAGGAACUUGAUUUGAAGACUAUCACCCUGCCUCCACCCCACGGGGACGACGAGGUACCAAGAACUCCUGAACCCCCUGGAGAUGAUGAUCUAGACUCCCUCUCAGACGACAUGGAGAUCCCUCUGCCUGGCGAUGAAAGAAAGGGGUCUGAAAAACCUGGGGCAACGGAAGAUAGAAUCAAGGAUGUGGACCCCAUGAUGUUCCCACUGUAUUCACUGGAUGGUAGCUCCACCAAACACAGCCCCUGUGGCUCCCUGCCCUUGAUAUUCUACUGGGCACGCAGGCCUAAACCUCCCACCUUCAACAGACAAAUUGGUACCCACGGUGUAACAGAGCUAGUCUUUGAACUGACAGGCAUUGACCUUGAGACGACCUCGAAAGAUGACCUCAAUAAGGAGACCCAUGACAAGUGCACGUCUGUCAUGAGCUAUAGGCGUGAGGUGACGGACCGUGCCCUCUCAGCUCACAGGUUCACUCCGGAAGUGGAACCAUCAAACCCCCCUGCAUCCCCAGAACACGAGUACAUUCCUGAAGUUAUUGUUACUGAAAACAUGGAGGAACUUAUUGCCAAGGCUGAGUAUGAUAAGGUGGUGGAGAAGCACAACAAUGACCUUGUCUACCUUCAGGAAGAAUACGAAAAGCGACUGCAGGUGUUGAUGGACAAUCUGCAGCUGAUGGAGAAGAAUCAGAGACAACAUCAGCAGCAGAUGAUGAAGCAGCAGCAGCAGCUUGAGGAGCAGCAGAAACUGCUGAGUCAGCGUAAUAUCACUAGCCCGGGGCUCUCACCCCAGGCCACCUUCGCACCGCCAGGGACUCCUACUAAAAAGUCUGAUGAAGUACAUAGACCAGUUGUCCACGCGCCCAUGCCACCACAGAAAGCAAGGCCGAGACAGCAAAAGAAACGACCAGCUGUUGUACAGAGAACAUGGGACGGAGUGCCAUCAGAGUUUCUGGAGAGACUGGCCUACUUUGAGGAUGAGAGCUAUAGGCACAAGCUGGAGUUAAUCGAGAAAACUCGACGAGAGAUACAGGAAGACAUCGAGAAGAAAUUAGCUGGCCAACACAAACUAAGUCGGCAUGAUCGUGAGAUGUAUGAGGCAUUAAACGAUGUGAGUCUGCCAGCACUGUUCAUGCCAUUUCAACGUGGAAGUGUUUUCAAUCCUCGAGCACAUCAGUACUUCCACCCAACUGGUUCCACUGAUAUACGUCUCACUCAGCCGCCAUCAAUGUUCCAGUUGCCUCCCCUUCAUAAAAAUAGCUCGUCGAUUUUGAACCUUUUCGAGCUGAGCAAGAACUUCAACAGUCGGGGUCAAGGCUGGCUGAUGGACCGCUACAUCCAACAGCAGGAGCCCCUCAAGAACCCUCAUGGUAUGAUGCCACAGACCACAAUGCCUACCUCCAUGAUGCGAUCUCCCACCUUCACCCCUCAGCCGACAUUUGACCUCCCGUCGACUCGCGACGAGCAAAGACAGCGUGAAGCCGAGGCGGAAUGUUGA